GUUUGCAUUGGGCCAAUGAACAUUGUUUGCGAGUAUUGUGGCGCAUUGAAGUUUUCCGGAGAAACGCCCGGAUUGUGCUGCCUUAGUGGAAGAGUGAAAUUGCCAUUAUUGACUCCGCCACCUGAGCCAUUGCAUUCAUUGCUUUGUGGCGAAACACCAGAAUCACAUCAUUUUCUUGCAAACACUCAAAAAUACAAUGGUUUUUUCCAAAUUACCUCAUUUGGGGCAGACAUUAUCGAAGAACGAGGAUUUAAUCCGACAUUCAAGAUACAAGGACAGAUUCACCAUCGAAUUGCAUUGCAACUCUCGAAGAUGCACAGCAUACCGCAAGCCAAAUGAUGACUACAAAGUCGUGAUCAGAGCAGAUAAACGGCAUGUUCACGGGUCGGAAAACCAUCUGCGUUGUUUGUUCUUGCACCUAAUAAUAAAACAAAAAAUGUCGUGUAUCACA
This is a messenger RNA of Anastrepha ludens (Mexican fruit fly), 451 nucleotides long. RefSeq lists its product as uncharacterized. The transcript has 2 exons. The coding region runs from base 16 to 339 and encodes 107 amino acids. The record is from RefSeq and is a predicted model, not a curated record. NCBI's taxonomy places the organism in Eukaryota, Metazoa, Arthropoda, Insecta, Diptera, Tephritidae.